Messenger RNA from Medioppia subpectinata, 2403 nucleotides. The record is from the annotation of a GenBank genome assembly. Lineage: Eukaryota; Metazoa; Arthropoda; Arachnida; Sarcoptiformes; Oppiidae.
CACACAUUGAGUCAGUUUUGAAUGUUUUGGCUCUAAAUGUGUGAACAAAUCAAGUGAUCACUCAUUCAGUGAUCCAUUACUUCAUCCACUCUUUGAUUGUGACCAUAGGUUGGGAUCAAUUGGCGGACAAUAUGUUGCGAAGCAGUUGUCCGACACAACGACAUAAGCGAAAGUCAGACACAACUGAAGCGACGGAUCAGUUGUCGAGAUUUCGCAAACGAUUUUCCACGCCUUCCUCCGGAUCCAGAAGACCGUUGAGUCCAUCCAAAAGAGUCAAUAUUAACAUCACUUUCGGCCAAAACAUCGCUCAGACCGUUGACCAGAAGUUGGCUCACGAAGAGUACAUCCGAAAGAUAUUGAGUAAACCAUUUGUUAUACCAAUCAAAGGAUACAAAGGCGGUUCUUAUCGAUCACUUGGCGUACGUCUGAGCGGAGGUCGGCGUCCACUACACGAUCCCGAAGAAGAGAAUGCAUUGAUUCUAUGGUGUCCUCCAGUGAUGACCAAAGACGAGGCGCUGAAAGUGAAGCCAAGCGAACAGAAGGUUCACGUGGUUAUGGAUCCGAUUCUGACGGACGUUCUUCGGCCCCAUCAGAGGGAAGGCGUGAAAUUCAUGUGGGAUUGUGUGACAGGAGUGCAGAUUGAAGGCAGUUAUGGCUGUAUAAUGGCUGAUGAGAUGGGUUUAGGAAAGACUCUUCAGUGCGUUUCACUCGUCUAUACUCUUCUGAAACAAAGUCCCGAUUGUAAGCCAACCAUCGAUAAGGUGGUGAUCGUCGCCCCGAGCAGUCUCGUCAAGAACUGGUACAACGAGUUCAACAAAUGGUUGGCCAAUAGAGUGAACGCUAUGGCCAUCGAUGGCGGAUCCAAAGCCGAGAUCGACAACAAAUUGCUGUCAUUUAUUAACACAAUUAAAGGCAGGCGUUGUGUGAAUCCGGUUCUCAUCAUAUCCUACGAGACGUUUCGAUUGCACGCAAAUGUCUUGCAUUCGGGAGAGAUUGGACUCGUUAUCUGCGAUGAGGGACAUCGGCUCAAGAAUCAGGACAACCAAACCUAUCACGCGUUAAACCAAAUCAAUGCCAAACGCCGUAUACUUUUGUCGGGAACUCCCAUUCAAAACGAUUUACUCGAAUACUUCAGUUUAGUUCAGUUCGUGAACGAAGGCAUUCUGGGAACCGCUCAGGAGUUUAAGAAGAAGUACGAGAACCCGAUCCUCAGGGGUAGGGACGCGGCCGCCACUGAUGCUGACGUCGCCAUCGCUAAGGGAAGGCUAGAAGAGUUGAUCACAAUUGUCAACAAAUGUAUGAUAAGAAGAACGGCCGCCAUUUUGUCCAAGUAUUUGCCCGUAAAAUACGAGCAAAUAGUGUGCUGUGAAUUAACUCCACUGCAGAAGACUUUGUAUAACUUUUUCCUCAAAUCCAAAGCCGUGGCGCGCGCUGUGAGGAACGCCGACGGCGACCGCACCGGUGCCAAAGGGGGCGGCAAUGCGUCCCUCAUUGCCAUUACUUUCCUGAAGAAGCUCUGCAAUAGUCCGCAAUUGGCUUACGAUAUGUGCAAAGAGCCGAAGAAUGAAUUGGAUUCACUCUUAAGCUUAUUUCCGGCCGACUUUGGGUCACUUAAUAGCAAACAAGUUAUGCCUAAUAUUUCAGGAAAGAUGAGAGUUUUGGACACACUUUUGGCUUUCAUUAAGAGUCAAACGACUGAUAAAGUAGUCUUAGUCUCCAAUUAUACGCAAACAUUAGAUCUGUUUGAGCGUCUCUGUCGUACCCGAAGCUAUGGUUUUGUCCGUUUGGACGGUUCGAUGUCUAUUAAAAAGCGCGGAAAAGUUGUGGAAAAUUUCAAUAAUGUCAACAAUUCUGACUUCAUAUUCAUGUUAAGCAGUAAAGCCGGCGGCUGUGGUCUCAAUCUGAUUGGCGCUAAUCGUCUGGUGAUGUACGACCCGGACUGGAAUCCGGCCAAUGAUGGCCAGGCUAUGGCUCGGGUCUGGCGAGACGGCCAAAGAAAGCCGUGCUUUAUAUACCGAUUACUGUCCACCGGAACCAUCGAAGAGAAGAUUUUUCAGAGACAAACCCAUAAGAAAGCUCUGAGCAGUUGUGUUGUGGACAACGAGGAGAACGUCGAAAGACAUUUCACUCUUUCAGAACUGAAAGAACUGUUUCGUUACGAAGAAGACGUUAAGAGCGAUACUCACCGUAAGCUUAACUGUAAGAACUGUUUGAAUGACAUUCCCAUACGAAACCCUCCGCCCGACGCCGACUGCAAUCGCCAACUCUCGGAAUGGUUUCACUGUCCGGACAAACGACAAGUCGUUGAUCUCAUACUGAAGAAGGCUUGGGAUCAGGGAAUCACUUAUUGCUUUCAUCAGAAAUCUCACGAACAAAAAGGUAUUCCAUAAGAAAAUAUUAUCC